Molecule: messenger RNA, 1989 nt
Organism: Salvia miltiorrhiza (redroot sage)
Lineage: Eukaryota; Viridiplantae; Streptophyta; Magnoliopsida; Lamiales; Lamiaceae
Product: protein SHORT-ROOT-like
Exons: 1
Coding region: 336-1805 (489 amino acids)
Biological process (GO): regulation of DNA-templated transcription; negative regulation of mitotic cell cycle; asymmetric cell division
Cellular component (GO): nucleus
Molecular function (GO): sequence-specific DNA binding; DNA-binding transcription factor activity
Source: RefSeq, a predicted model, not a curated record
UACAACCCCAUUUCAUGGCUUAUCUAUACCUUUUUUUUAAAACCCUUUCUACUUACAUCUUUAAACACACACAAAAAUCUCCUAUACUAUCUAAUACGAUUAAAUACAAUAGAAUAUUGAGGUGAGAGAAGCAACGACUUCUUGGUCUAGCUUCCCAUCCUUUAUUUGGCCAUAAAAGAAUGCCAACGUCGCUCAGAUUCUUCUCUCACCAUUUGUCUUUUAAUAUAGUAUAAACAAUAAAAGAAAUAGCAAGAAAAAAGAAGAUUCUCCUCCCCUCUUCAUUCAAACAUAUAAAGUGAGAAUUUGUGUGUUUGAUGUGUGGGUCAUUUGAUUAGAUGGAUACUUUGUUUAGACUCGUUAGUCUCCAAUCGGAGCAAUCCAUUAAUUCAAGCCGAACCUCGAGUAGCUCACGAUCGCAGAACCCUUACCACCAAGAGGAGGAAUGCCUCAACUAUUUCAUGGAUGAAGAAGACUUCUCUUCGUCUUCUUCCUCCAAACACUACCACCACCAUCUGCAGGUUUCUAACACACCCCCUACCACCACCCCGACCCACCAUGCCUACGACCAAUCCUCCUACUCCACGGCGGCGCCGCACGACGUGAGCAUGGAAUUCCCAGCCGCAUUCUCCGGCCAGAACAAGUGGGCCUCCGAGAUCCUUCUAGAAACAGCUAGAGCCAUCGCCGACAAAAACACCGGGCGCCUCCAGCAGCUGAUGUGGAUGCUCAAUGAGAUGAGCUCGCCCUACGGCGACGUCGAUCAGAAGCUCGCGGCCUACUUCCUCCAAGCAUUGUUCAGCCGCAUGACCGAUUCCGGCGAGCAGAACCGCCGGAAUCUAAUCUCGGCGUCGGAGAAGGCCGCGUCCUUCGACGCCACGAGGGAGACGGUGCUGAAAUUCCAAGAGGUUAGCCCGUGGACCACGUUCGGCCACGUGGCCUGCAACGGCGCGAUCAUGGAGGCCGUCGAAGGCGAGAGCAGGAUCCACAUCAUCGACUUCAGCAACACCUACUGCACGCAGUGGCCCACGCUGCUUGAGGCCAUCGCCACGCGCAGCAGCGACGAGACCCCGUACCUGCGCCUCACCGCCGUCGUCGGCGGCAGGGGCGACGGUGCCACUGCCGGCGCCACCGCCGUGCAGCGGGUCAUGCGUGAGAUCGGGAGCAGGAUGGAGAAAUUUGCGCGCCUCAUGGGCGUGCCUUUCAAGCUCAACGUCAUCCACCAUGCCGGCGAUCUGUCGGAGCUCAACCUCGCCGCGCUCGACAUUAAAGAAGGCGAAGCUCUCGCGAUCAAUUGCGUCGGAUCGCUGCGAUCGGUGCGGGCCACGGGGGGUAAUCGGGAUCAAUUGAUCUCGAAUUUUGGGAAAUUGCGGCCGAGGAUCGUUACAAUUGUGGAGGAAGAAGCCGAUUUGAACGUCGGCGAUGAUGGAUUCGAAUUCGUGAGGGGUUUUCAGGAGUGUCUGAGGUGGUUUAGGGUUUACUUCGAGGCGUUGGAGGAGAGCUUCCCGAGGGCGAGCAACGAGCGUCUCGUGCUGGAGAGGGCGGCGGGGCGCGCCGUCGUGGACCUGGUGGCGUGCCCGCCGCACGAGUCGGUGGAGAGGCGGGACACGGCGGCGAGGUGGUCUCAGCGCAUGCAUGGCGGCGGGUUCAGGGCGUGGUCGUUCAGUGAGGAGGUGAGCGACGACGUGCGGUCUUUGCUAAGGAGGUAUAAGGAGGGGUGGACGAUGGCGCAGGGCGCGAAUUCCGCCGGAAUAUUCCUUUCGUGGAGGGAGCAGCCGGUGGUGUGGGCUAGUGCGUGGAAACCCUCGUGAUCGGAACUCCGCUGUGUGUAGUAGGGCUGUGCAUGGGUGUGGUGUGGGAAAUGUUUAAUGAGUUUGAUCAUAUUUGUCCACAAAAAUAUAUUUUUCUCUUUUUUUUUUUUAAUCUUUGCUUUUAGGUUUUUGUUCUUUUCCAAUUUCUGGAUUGGUUUUGAUCAAUUGAAUUGAUUGUCAUUAA